AUGGCAGAGGAACUUGCGGAAUGGCUGGCACGGAACGGCACUUCUAUUGCGGACACGGGGGGCGCAAAGACAGCGCAUGAGUUUGACAGCCUUGUGCGUCCUGUGUUAGAGCAGCGCCCAGACCUGUGGCCGCCGGCAUCGUGUGGAUAUGAUGCCUUUGUGCACGCAGCGGGCAUGGUGCAGUCCAGAGCCUUCCACAUGAAGAAGGAGAAUUGGAUUACAGGAGAGAAUGAGGACGGGGAGGAGCUGUAUCUCAUCCCAGGCAUUGAUAUGAUCAAUCAUUCAUCCCGCCUUCAGGAGCGCAACACGGCUCUGGAGCAAUCCUCCGAUGGUGUGACAUUCCGCCGGAAGCCAGACCUGCCUCCAGAGGAAUACAAUGGAGGACUAUUUGUCAUGAAAGCAGGGCGUAAGGUUGCAGCCGGGGAGCAGAUCCUGCAUACCUAUGGGGAUCUGAGCGAUGCCCAGCUAUUGCAGACGUAUGGCUUUGUCGAGGACCCUGCACGCCCAAAUCGCCACAACAGAAACGUGCGGCUGCCCACAAGUGAUCUGCAGAAGGGGAUUCGGGCCUUGAGGCGGCAUCAUAAACCUGACGCUGAUCGGGACGACAGCUGGAUAAACAUUGAGGAGGUUGAGGAGCGGCUGCUGGUGGGCAAGCAGCGGCAUGAUGACCUCUUCAAGCUGGCUGCCUACUAUGUGACGGGGAAGGCGGAGUGCUUGAUCAUGCUGAGCCUGGUGGACAAGCAGCUGGACGGCAGGCUGGCAGCGCCCAACCGCCACAUCAAGGCUGCUGCCGCCACCGGCCGUCUGCGCAUGGCAGCAGUCGUGCGCGAGGCCGAGGAGAAGGCGCUGCGCGGGCUCAAGAACCAGAUCUUUCAGCUGCUCAUGGCGGCCCCUUACAAUGCCGAUGAUGCCACCGCCAUGGACGGCGAAGACUGCUUGGGUGACCUCCAGUGGGAGCCGCCAGAGGAAGAGCUCUACCCAGAAUCUUCCGGUGACUCAGAGGAUGAGGACGGCAGCGAAGAGGACCUUGAGGGGUCAGAUGAGGACUCUGAAGAUCCGGAAGAAGAGGAAGAAAAGGAAGAAGAGGAAGAGGAAGCAGAGAAUUUGAAUGGAGUCGAGGCCAGCAGCUUUCGGGAUCAGGCGCCAGAGACUGCUGGUGGGAAGGAGCUGGCAGGCGGUGGGGCGGAUGCUCCCUCUGCGGAUGAGUCAGCGCUGCUGUCCGCUUCGGUGCUGCCGGCCACGGAGAAGCGCGGCCGGCGUUCCAGCACUGUGUCCCUCAGGAUUGGGGACCCCGUCAGGAAACGCCUCAAGUUCUAGCGCGGUUGUGAUGCCAUGACGCUGCUCUGACUUCUAUUUAUUAUCACUUGUCUGCCACUUUCCUGUGUGUCCUAGUGUUGGUCUGUCCAUGCAGCAGUGUUGCAAGAUUGUCUGGGUGUCAAGUGAGUCUGGUAGCACCACAAAUUUGUUGAUGAUGAUCGUAAUUGCCACUGCUGGCAGCAAAUACAUUUGUGAUAGCCAUUCUUGUCAUCGGUCUGGUAUGGUGGUUGCUGUGGUGUGCAGCACCACUUACCGAGCCGCUUUCCUGCUGCUUUGCCACUUGCAUGCAUACAUAUGUCAAUAAGCUGACGGGAGAUCUAUGACCAUCAGUGACUUCAUUAAGUGAAACAUUUUGGAGUUCUGUAGGACUUUGAUUAUGUACAUUAGUAGAGCUUGUUUGUGUUGCUGUCAGAUUCAUGGCCUUCAUGGUGUUCAGAAACAGCUGCGCACCCCACCCGCAGGUUGACUACUAACACUAUUAUAAAUGCCAUUGUGUUGUCUCCUAUUAGUAGGAAUGCUGUUAGUUCUACAUUGUUGAUGUCAAUACUUUUGUAAGCAAUUUCAG
Coccomyxa subellipsoidea C-169 is the source of this 1882-nucleotide messenger RNA. RefSeq names its product SET domain-containing protein. Bases 1 to 1317 code for a protein of 438 amino acids. The transcript is spliced from 6 exons. The record is from RefSeq and is a predicted model, not a curated record. Gene Ontology annotation, molecular function: protein-lysine N-methyltransferase activity. Gene Ontology annotation, biological process: peptidyl-lysine monomethylation. NCBI's taxonomy places the organism in Eukaryota, Viridiplantae, Chlorophyta, Trebouxiophyceae, Coccomyxaceae.